GGUAACUUUUGUCGCCACCAUUUUCUCUGUAGAAGUUGUGUUGACAGGAGUCAAAGAGCAGGAUUAGCAUUAGCGGGAAAAGGUCGUUGUGCUGCAUGGAUUGUUGAGCUCUAAUGUCUCAUUUCUCCAUUUUCGUCUCAGACCUCUUCUCGUCUGUCGGUGCGUCCGUCCAGUUCGGAGACGCCCAGUGCGGCUGAGUUGGUGAGCGCCAUUGAGGAGUUGGUCAAAAGCAAGAUGGCUCUGGAGGACAGACCCAGCUCUCUGUCAGUGGAACAAGGAGACAGCAGCUCGCCCUCCUUCAACCCGUCUGACAACUCCCUCCUCUCCUCCUCCUCCCCCAUGGAAGAGAUGGAUGAACGCAGGACCAGCAUCCUCAAGAAAAGACAUCACAUUCUGCUGGAUUUGGUGGAGACAGAGAGAGAUUAUGUCAGGGACCUUGGUCUGGUGGUGGAGGGCUACAUGAGUCGGAUGAAGGAGGAGGGCGUCCCUGAUGAUAUGAAAGGGAAAGACAAAAUUGUGUUUGGCAACAUCCACCAGAUCUACGACUGGCACAAAGAUUUCUUCCUCGGGGAGUUGGAGAAAUGUUUGGAGGACCCUGACAGACUGGGACCACUCUUUCUCAAACAGGAACGGAGACUCAACAUGUACGUGGUGUACUGUCAGAACAAGCCCAAGUCAGAGCACAUCGUGUCAGAGUACAUCGACACCUACUUUGAGGACCUGAAGCAGCGGCUGGGACACAGGCUGCAGAUCACAGACCUGCUCAUCAAGCCAGUCCAGAGGAUCAUGAAGUACCAGCUGCUGCUCAAGGACUUUCUGAAACACUCUAAAAAGACUGGACUGGAGUCUAUGGAGCUGGAGAAAGCCGUGGAGGUCAUGUGCAUUGUGCCAAAGAAGUGUAAUGACAUGAUGAAUGUUGGACGGCUUCAGGAAUUUGACGGGAAGAUCGUAGCGCAGGGACGUCUUCUGCUGCAGGACACGUUCAUGGUCUCUGACCCAGAGGGGAGUCUGAUUGGCCGGAUGAAGGAGAGGAGAGUCUUCCUCUUUGAGCAGCUGGUCAUCUUCAGUGAGCCCCUUGACAAGAAGAAAGGUUUCUCCUUGCCUGGCUUUCUCUACAAGAACAGCAUUAAGGUCAGCUGUUUGGGUCUUGAGGACAAUGUGGAGAGCGAUCCCUGUAAGUUCAUUCUCACGUCUCGGUCGACCAACGGCACCGUAGAGUCUUUUGUGCUUCACUCCGCGCAUGCAGGAGUGCGUGAGGUCUGGACCCUUCAGAUCAGCCAGAUACUCGAGAGCCAACGCAACUUCCUCAAUGAGUAUCAGAGGAACCAUGUAGGGGCCAGUGGUGGCUCGUGUGUGCCCAACAUGGGAGCUCCAGGUGGAUGUUCCAGUGGGUCUAGUGCGCCUCCUGGAGUUGGAAGCUCCCAGGGUAGUUCCACCCCUUCAGGACCCCAGGGUGGCUCUCGUCGGCCCUCCAGAAUCCCCCAGCCUUCCCGCCUGCCCCAACCCCUACGCCACCACCCCGGGGCCGACCCCGAUGGCCCCAACAAGAUGUCAGGUUCUUCCCCUCGUCUUGUCCCUCCUCCCCUUCUCCCUCCAGGGGUUAGCCAACAGGGCAAGCGCCCUAGCCAGACCCCCGAGGAGCAAGCACAGACUCCCACUCCUGCCAGCGUUGUAGCCCCUAUUCCCCGUGCCACAGUUGGACCCUUGCCAUCAACACCCACUUCAAAACCACGGCCUGGAGCCGUGGCUCCUAUCGCCUCCCCACUGGCCACUCCCAGCUUUAGCAAAGACAUCCUCCCUCCUCCCCCUCCCAGCCCCGGCCAGAAGUCCGGAUCCGGAUUCUGGAACUCUAUGCCAGGCUCUCCAGCCAGCCGGCCUGGCUCGUUCACCUUCCCUGGGGAGGUAGGAGAGAGUCCAGUACGCCAGAAUUCGAACCAGAUCCAGACUGGCUCUGGAUCUGGUAGCCAAACACACAGGCACUCCACACACAGCAAGGAGGCAGACCGCAUGAGCACAUGCUCGUCUGCCAGCGAGCAGUCCAUCCAGUCCACCCAGAGUAACGGGAGUGAAAGUAGCAGCAGCAGUAGCGUAUCCACCAUGUUGGUGACCCAGGACUACAUGGCUGUGAAGGAGGAUGAGAUCAGCGUCAUUCAGAGCGAGGUCGUCCAGAUCUUGGCCAGCAACCAGCAAAACAUGUUUUUGGUGUUCAGGGCGGCCACCGAGCAAGGCCCCGCUGCCGAGGGCUGGAUCCCCGGAUUUGUGCUGGGACACACCUCGGCCAUCGUCCCUGAUUGUCCCGAGGGAUCCAUCAAGAAGUCUUCAUCGUGGCACACGUCCCUGCGCAUUCGUAAAAAAUCUGAGAAGAAGGAGACAAAGAAAGAGACCAAGCUGGAAAACGGUUACAGGAAGUCCAGAGAUGGCCUGGCCAAUAAGGUUUCUGUAAAGCUUCUAAAUCCAAACUACAUCUAUGAUGUUCCCCCGGAGUUCCUUGUACCUCUUAGUGAUGUGACCUGCGACAGUGGUGAGAGCGUCACCCUUAGGUGCAAGGUCUGUGGUCGACCCCGGGCCGCUGUCACCUGGAAGGGACCCAACCAGAGCAACCUCACCAACAAUGGACACUUCAGCAUCACCUACAGUGAUACGGGUGAAGCUACACUGAGGAUUAUUGGUGUAGCCUCUGACGAUGAUGGCGUUUACACUUGUGUUGCCACAAAUGAGCUGGGCAGUGUGACAUCCGCCGCCAGCCUCAGAGUGUUAGCUGUGUCCACUGAUGGGAUCAGAGUGAGCUGGAAGGACAACUUUGAGUCUCACUACACUGAAGUGGUUGAACUGGGAAGGGGUCGUUUCUCCGUUGUCAAGCGUUGUGACCAUCAGGGAACCAAACGUACGGUGGCGGUGAAACAAGUGAACAAGAAAUUAAUGAGGAGGGAUCGGGUGACUCAGGAACUCAAUCUGCUCCAGAGGCUCCAGCACCCCCACAUAGUCAGUCUGAUAGACACGUAUGAAACCCCCAGCAGCUACGUGCUGGUCCUGGAGAUGGCUGACCAAGGUCGUCUGCUGGACUACAUAGUGAGCUGGGGGAAUCUGACGGAGGAGAAAGUAUCCCGCUACCUUCGGGACAUUUUAGAAGCUUUACACUACCUGCACAACUGCAGGAUAGCCCACCUGGAUGUAAAAGUAAGUACUUGGACCAUGACAUGCUCCAACUGCAAGACUGUAUUAAAUGAACUAUUCAGCAUUAUGUUAAAUACACUUAUUUUCUUUCUUGCUGAGAAUUAG
Molecule: messenger RNA, 3279 nt
Organism: Paralichthys olivaceus (Japanese flounder)
Lineage: Eukaryota; Metazoa; Chordata; Actinopteri; Pleuronectiformes; Paralichthyidae
Source: RefSeq, a predicted model, not a curated record